GCUCAUUAUCUGGUUCUUAGAUCAGAUCUAGAGCUACAGAUUGAGUAGGGCCGGCAACCUACGGAUGUGGUCAUCAACGCAUCUGAUCCGAAGAUCAUUCCAACGGAUUGAGGGUACUCUCUCUUUCUCAACGGUGAGCAUCAAGGACCAUAGCUUGUUCUCUUCGAGGCACUCGAAGAGCUUAAAACACAACCCAAAUGGGAGGUUUGUUGUGGUUUGUGGGGAUGGAGAAUACAUUAUAUAUACAGCUUUGGCCUGGAGAAAUAGAUCCUUUGGUUCAGCAUUGGAAUUUGUUUGGUCAUCAGAUGGAGAAUAUGCAGUUAGGGAAAGUAUAUCAAGGAUUAAGAUUUUUGAGAUCACAUAUAACAAUGGUGAAGGCUAUUGUUGUUCUUAAUAGAA
Magnolia sinica is the source of this 399-nucleotide messenger RNA. Its product is annotated as coatomer subunit beta'-1-like. Gene Ontology annotation, biological process: vesicle-mediated transport; intracellular protein transport. The coding region runs from base 65 to 394 and encodes 109 amino acids. Gene Ontology annotation, molecular function: structural molecule activity. The transcript is spliced from 3 exons. Lineage: Eukaryota; Viridiplantae; Streptophyta; Magnoliopsida; Magnoliales; Magnoliaceae. The record is from RefSeq and is a predicted model, not a curated record. Gene Ontology annotation, cellular component: membrane coat.